Messenger RNA from Wyeomyia smithii (pitcher-plant mosquito), 1512 nucleotides. RefSeq lists its product as uncharacterized. The transcript has 3 exons. NCBI's taxonomy places the organism in Eukaryota, Metazoa, Arthropoda, Insecta, Diptera, Culicidae. Gene Ontology annotation, molecular function: zinc ion binding; nucleic acid binding. The record is from RefSeq and is a predicted model, not a curated record. Bases 1 to 1512 code for a protein of 503 amino acids.
AUGUCAGUGCUACAUUCGCCGAGACAAGAGCAGCAUAACACCCCUGCUGCUACUGAUGCGGUUAUACAAACGGAAAACCUAGCUCAAUCUCUGAAUGAUUCUUCAUCGUUCCACGGAUUUGACGAAUGGGAGAUGCAAAUGGAUGCUGCUAAAACGCAGGAUCACUUCAACGCCUGGAUUGGCACAACUUGGAGUAUAUUAGCCAUUGUACCCGAUGAAGCGAUCGAUGCACAGGAUGAUGAGUAUGCAAACUUUGAGGAGCUGUUCUACAAUGUUUCCAAUGCAGUGGAAGAGUUAUUAUUGGAAUCAAAAACACGGAUUGCCACACAAAUUCCUUCCGCUAUCUUUCAAGACUUAAUAGCUAAUUCGGGGGAUACAGAUGCCAUUAAACUGUAUCAUCUCGACAAGGCGUUGACUGGAGAUGCCGCUGGAAUUUUAGAUGCAAAGAUUCUGAGUGAAGGCAACUAUCAGCAAGCUUGGGAAAUUUUAUCCGAUCGGUACGAGAACAAACGGGUACUAGUGGAAACUCACAUUCGUGGGUUGCUAAAUUUGAAGAAAAUGACAUCGGAGUCCCACAAGGAAUUGCGAGGAAUCAUCACCGAAGCCAAUCGACACGUCGAAAGUUUGCGCUACCAUCAACAAGAAAUCACCGGAGUAUCGGAGCAUAUAAUUGUUUAUCUGCUUAUUUCUGCCUUGAACAAGGCAACUCGUAAUACGUGGGAAGCCACUCAGAAGAAAGGAGAGCUGCCAAAUUACAAACAAGUCAACGAGUUUCUCAAAUCCAGAUGUCAGAUUCUGGAAAACUGUGAAGCGGCUUUCCAAACAGCACCUCCAAUUUUCAAAAACAAGCAGCAACCAACGAAAGUUUUGCCACAGAAAAGCCACACCGUCUCGGCAAGUACACCUCAAACUUGUGAGAUUUGCGGUGGUGAUCAUCGGAACUACCAAUGCAACGCGCUAAUUCACCUGACGGCAUCCCAGAAAAAUGAAAAGAUACGAGCCGCUGGAGUUUGCUUUAACUGCCUGCGAAAAGGGCACCGUUCCAAAGAAUGUCCUUCCAACAAGAAAUGCCAUAAGUGUCAACGACGUCACCAAAAGUUGCUCCAUGAUGAUGGAGUACCCAAUUUGGAGAAACCGUCCAACGUUUCUCUUCCCGCGGAAGCAGUGGCAAGCACACCACUGGUUCCGGCUGCUUCGAAUCAACCAUCCACAUCGAAGCAGAAGAUUCCUGCCAUCAUAGAGCCACCUGUGUCUACGACCUGUUCAUCCAACCUAGCCCAAGCGACCAAGACUGUUCUGCUGCUUACCGCAGUGGUACAUGUAUUUGACCAGGAGAACCAUCCUCAUCCAUGCCGCGUUCUAUUGGAUAGCGGAUCCCAAGUGAACUUUGUGACUGAAGAUAUGGCCAACCGUCUUGGUCUCCCAAAGAAACCCGCCAACGUUCCGAUUGUUGGUACCAACGCACUGCGAUCCCACGCUCGGGAUAAAAUCACCUUGAAGUUCAAAUCCUGA